This is a messenger RNA of Carcharodon carcharias (great white shark), 3377 nucleotides long. RefSeq names its product synaptotagmin-like 3 (gene sytl3). Gene Ontology annotation, biological process: exocytosis; intracellular protein transport. NCBI's taxonomy places the organism in Eukaryota, Metazoa, Chordata, Chondrichthyes, Lamniformes, Lamnidae. Gene Ontology annotation, cellular component: plasma membrane; exocytic vesicle. The transcript is spliced from 13 exons. The record is from RefSeq and is a predicted model, not a curated record. Gene Ontology annotation, molecular function: small GTPase binding; neurexin family protein binding. Bases 811 to 2160 code for a protein of 449 amino acids.
AAAAAAAAAUCGACUAAUUCAAAGUGAGGGAUAACUUCAACGUUUUUUCUUUUGUGAGUUAGUUUUGUUGAGAGCUGUACCUUCUUAAAGAAAAAUGUAACUCCAACAAGAAGGUUGCUUGCUGAACAGGGCCUUGAAACAGGACUAAAUUACAUGAAACCGUGCAUCAACUGACAGAAUGGCCUGAUUUUACCAAGAUGAUGGAUGCUGGUGUUUUUCUACUCACACUUUUGUACUCUUAGGCCAUGUCUGAUAGGAACUGGAUUGAGCUGUCAAAGCCCCCAUCAACUGCAAUACCCUCAUCAACCCUCUGUUACCUCAUCAAAAAAGUUAAUAAAGGAUCCAAAGCUGCUUAUGAUUCAGAAUUACACAUCAUACAUGAAAGGAUGGCUGGUCAAAAUUGGAUGUUCUCCAAGAAUGUGGCACUUCACUGUGUUCCUAAAGGUGGAAAAGUACUGACCAAGGAUCAAAGUUUGGCAUUUUGUUGACUUGUGAGUUACUGGAGAGAGAAUAACUUUUGAGUAUCAGGCUGAAAAGAAAAAGGCACAAUCAAUUUAUGAAGUGGCAAGAGGAACGCGUGAAAAAAUGUUCUGAACUGGAGACAGGAAUACGCUGGAGAUGAAUUUGAUAUCAAACUGUCAAACCAUAAACACAACUCAAUUGUAAGAAGUUGAGCCUACUACGGUUGCACAAUUAAAAUCACUUCUCUCUCUUUCCCUUGGUUUGGGAUCCUGUUUUGACUCACACAUUUAAAAACUGUGUAGUUGAAUUGUCAAACAGUAGUGACACUCACACCAGAUAGAUGCCAGAAUGGCAUUGGAAAUUGAUAUCAAAUCUCUCAAAGGUCUAGAACGUGAGAAGGUUCUGGAAGUCCUGCAUCGAGAUGAAAUUCUACGUAAAGCUGAACAAGAACGGAUAAGGAAGUUAAAAUCUGGUUAUCAAGAAAUUCGGCGAAAGGGGGCAAAAAUUUCCAGCCGGGAAUACAGUAGCCAAUCCUGUGCUCGAUGUCAGAACACACUAGGACUGGUGUUUAAUGUCGGUGUGGUGUGUAGUAUCUGCAAUCACAAAGUGUGCAGAGAAUGCUGUGUACACAAAAGCGAUAGGGUGUGGAGAUGCACAUUGUGUCAUGCUCACUGGCAGAUGAAGGUGAAAUCUGGAGAGUGGUUUAUUGAGGAAAGAGCAAAGAAAUUUCACCAGGAGCAAGGUAAACAUGAAACAAUAAGUGAGAAGCUCUUGCACACUUUUCGAACAUUGAGUAAUAUCGCCAUUGUGCCUCCUACUCCCCCACCUGUGGGAUGUUUAUUGGAGGAAAAGCAUUCUAAAGGAUUCACCAGAUCUAUGGAGAAUUUGUUUUGGUCUCUCACUGGCCACAUCAAACAAAUCUCCAAGUCCCAAGAAGAUGUGAUGAAGGGCAGCAAAUUACUCACAGCAGAUUAUGGGAAAGAAGACUGUGAGCUAAAGAAAGAGAGAAGAAGUCUGUCAGACACAGCCUUAGUCAACUCCUGCAAGCUAUCAGCCUCAGCCAGUCUCCUCAGAGUCAGCAAGCAGGACGAAAAGGAUGGAGGAACUUUGCAGGAAGUAGAUUUGCAGCAUACAGAAGAAGUCAAUUCUACAUCGAAUCAACUCGACCCAAUAAGAAGCCAAGUUCCUACUCAGCAUGAAAUACCUCAGUGGGGUGGUGUAUACAGCAUCACCAACACCUGCAUGGAACCAGAGACUUUGGACAAUGCGAAUGUUACUGGUGAAAUCGAGCUCUCUAUCCAGUACAACUUUAAGGCUGUAGCACUGGAAAUCCACAUCAAAGCGUGCAAAAAACUAGCUUAUGGAGAUGAGAAAAAGAAAAAAUGUAACCCGUAUGUGAAGACCUAUUUGCUUCCUGACAAAUCUCCUCAGAGUAAGCUGAAGAGCACAGUGAAGAAGAACUCGGUGAAUCCAGUGUUUAAUGAAACAUUAAGGUACAACAUUGAACGAUCACAGUUGGAGAUGAGGACACUUCAAGUGUCUGUGUGGCACUGUACAACACUCAAACGGAAAGUGUUUCUGGGAGAGUUACAGAUUCCCUUUGAGGACUGGAAGUUUGAAGAUAACUCGACCCAGUCAUACAAGUGGUACCAGCUACAAGACAAGAUAAUGCCAGUGCAUGACCCAGGAUUACAUUGAAGAACAUGUGUCUUCAUACAAUAUUUUAAACUUGAAGAUCUCAAUGGUAUUUGUAAUGCUUUAAAUAUAAAUUUAGGUACCUGGACUGAAAAUUAAAUUUCUAAUAUGACAAUGAUGAGGUAUAAAAUUAUGUUUUGAGAUUGCCUGUUCAAUUUAAAGUAAAAUGAAGGAGGUCAGGUGACUUUUUGUAAAGCCUUCCCGACAGCAAGCCUGGGUGAUUUGAUUGUUAGAGAUUAAAGAAGGCCCAGGUUGUUUUCUGCAAAGAAGGCGCAAGGUGUUUACACUUGGAGACAGCAUCAACAGCCUGUGUGCUAACAGUGGAUAGACUGUGAGUCUCCAAAGUCAUAGAAAAGUGUUGAGAAUGUUAGGUUGUAAAUAGUUGUGCUUUAAACUGUCCAUUUACUUCCAAGAUAAAAGAGAGCUGGGGUUUCAGGGAUAGCUAACCCUGGAUAUAAGGCUGAUGUAGUUCACAUUGCCAUGGAGACGGACUUUGAGUUAGGAAGGAUCUAAGAUAUACUUAAACACCCACAGAUGAGAUUCGUCUGCCAGGGUCCAGGUGAGAAAGAGGCCAAAGGUGUCUGUGGUUCACAGCACAGGAAUGUGAGUGGGUGCUUGCACUUGGAUUAGAAAGACCAAAUUCGUGAGAAGUUAAAACAAGGCUGGAAAAUUUGUGUAACUUUAGCUAGAAGGAAAAGUCUCCAGGAAAACUUGUACCUUGAAAGACAGUUCUAGAGUUAAAAGUUUCCAGGCUGGGAAAGGAAAAGAUUGGAGGUAAACCCUUGGGAGUUAAGGAUCAUUUUGGACUGAUUCUGGGAGAAGUAAAUGUCUGCUUAAAGGACAGUGUAAUGUAUACUUGAAGUGGGUUUUUUUGGUUGUGUUAAAAUUCUGUUCUGUAGUUUAAAGUACAAGUUACCUACAAAAAUACUGUUUAGUCAAUCAUUGUGUGCCAUGCCAAUGUACAGAAACACAACGCAACAUGACCAUGCAAGUUAGCAGCUGAUAUCUGUAUGCACAUGCGCAUUUGUAGCACAUGUGCAGUAUCCACUGAUACCAUUUACAGGACAAACAAAUCCACUCUCAUAAACACUGACAGGUUCUUUCUGGUAGUCUUCAAACUUUUAAUAAUGAAUAAUGAAUCCAUGUAUCCCCAAAAUGAUCUAUACCACAAAAAAUAUUUCUCUUGAUAUUUCAUCUUUUAAUAAAUUUCUAAAAAGAGA